AUGUCCCGCCGACUAUGGAACCUGCUGGAGUGGCUGGUGCCCGACCAGGGAGGAGAUGCCGCCACCACCGCGCCCACCGCUCCAGCAGCCACGCACCAGGAGGUCGUCAGGCCGGGGGCCGCGGGGCGCCGCACCCACACCCCCCGUCGCCCCACCACGCCCACGCUCUCCGCCAGCGGGGGGAUCUACCAGGCGGGCGGCCAGGGCCUGGCGGCGACCCAGCUCCGCAGCAGUGUGAGUUACACCGAGGGCUGUGUGGACCGCAGGUACGACACCGGCGAGGCUGCCAAAAAUCUGCUGGAAAAGUUACGGACAAAAACUCCAGCCAAACCUCGCCCUGAUGCGGCCAACGCUGCGUCGGCAGUGACAAACAAUAAUGAAAAUGAAGUUAAACCGGAAAGUAAAAAUGUAAGUGGCGGAGGCGAGAAAAGGAAGGAUGAAGCCAAGGGCUCCGUCGGCGCGAGUGAGGACGAGGCGCCCGUCGCGGGGCGGUCCCGCCGGCGGUCGCUGCCCGGCUCGACGGAGGAGACCCCGCGCCCGCACCCGCACCCUUCGACCAGGUUCUCGCUGCCCAGGAAGUUCUCCAUGCAGGCGUCGCGGCGGAGCUCUGCCAUCCGGCGGAGGGUGAGCAAGGCCGGCGCUGACGUCAUGCGGCCGAGCGCCGACGCCGCCAGGGACAAGGAAAGCGGGCCGCCGCACGCCGCGCAGAGGGCUGACGUCAUCAGCACGUCGGACGAGGACGACGAGACGCGCGCCCGGGGCCAGAUCAGGAGGAAGCCCACCAAGACGCGCAGCGACUACUCGCUCCACCUGGACGACUCGGCGCUGGGCAGCAGCUCCACCGACACGCCCGAGAUCCUGAGCGACCCCCCGCGCGGCUGCCGGGACGUGGCGCCCGGCAUCCUUACCUUCAGCACGGGUCAGCUCAGCGCGAUGACCUCCAGUGUCCGAGACGCCGUGACCUCCAUGGCGCGCGAGGCCGUGACCUCCGGCGCGCGCGACAGGGUCAACAACAUCGCGGCGCCGAGCUACCUCCACGAAGCCGUCCUGAGCCUCGGCGACGGGCGGUUCUCGCCGUCGACCCCGGGCAAGAGGGACGUGGUGCUCCCCCUGCUCCACGGCGACCCCCGCCCGCCCACGACGCCCACCGCCGCGCCCUUGGCCGCCGUCACUCCCACCUCCAGCCUCAGGUCCAACCUCAAGCACAAAGGGCAGCUCAGGAGGAAGAGGUCGGACUCAGGCCACUCGGUCACAUUCGACCUGCCGGAGGACUGCGACAACCUGGGCGGGGCGAAGGCGCGCUUCCGGGACGACGCGGAGCCGCUCUCCAAGUGCAUGAAGGAGCAGUGUAACAGGUCGAAGCAGAGCAGCGUGAAGAAGGAGGCCACGGACAGCGACCGCACGCCCGACGCGGAGGAGCUCCCGGCGCUCCUGGCGAGGGCGGAGGCGGCGGAGGCGGCGGCCAGAGCGUGCCCUCGGAGCGGCGAGGGCGACGCGCCCGCGGACGGUGACUUGGCGGCCGGGGAGCGCACGCCCGACAGCAUCUUGGACUCUGACCUGAGCACCACGCACAUCCUGAGCCCGGAGGACGUGCUGUCGUGGCCGCGGGACGACAGCCAGAUCUUCACGUGGCACCAGCCGCUGCAGCAGGUGGACCCGGUGGUCACGCCCCCCCGGGUCCCCAACGGCGUGCCCCAGCCCGCCGCCGCCAGCCAGCGCCUCCACCUCAGCCUCGGCGGGAGUGACAACAGCCUGGACCAGAACAUUACUUCGCUCAGCGACGACGGCCAGACGUUCUGCCUGAACUUGCCCCCGCUCCCUCCCCCGCGCUGCUCCCCCCUCUCCCCCCAGUUCCUCCCCUCGCUCACGUGGUCGUCGGGCGAGAGCGGCUGCAGUGGCGGGUCGUCCGCCCGCGGCCCCGACUCGGGCUACUGGGGCACGGGCGAGGGCGCCGUCGGGACGGGGCGCCGCGGCGUCAAGGUGGUCACGCAGGGCAGGGAGCUCUACCUGCCCUACGCCUUCCUCCACCACGGCAGACUCCGACUCCGCAUCGUCAGAGCUGUUCCUGUGGGAGCCGCUUCCAUUGCUCAGCUGACAUGGAGCGCCGGUGAGAGAUGCCCAGAAAGCGCAGAAAAAGAGAGGAAAUCUCAUCGUAGUGAAUUUAUUCCUAUUGAAUUAGCAUAUGGGAAAAGUAAAAGAAGUUCCACUUAUCAGAUUUUACCCGCGUGGCGCAAUGCCAGAUAA
This is a messenger RNA of Penaeus indicus, 2244 nucleotides long. RefSeq lists its product as uncharacterized. Bases 1 to 2244 code for a protein of 747 amino acids. The record is from RefSeq and is a predicted model, not a curated record. Lineage: Eukaryota; Metazoa; Arthropoda; Malacostraca; Decapoda; Penaeidae. The transcript is spliced from 3 exons.